Messenger RNA from Tachyglossus aculeatus (Australian echidna), 1031 nucleotides. RefSeq names its product proline rich 13 (gene PRR13). The coding region runs from base 97 to 504 and encodes 135 amino acids. NCBI's taxonomy places the organism in Eukaryota, Metazoa, Chordata, Mammalia, Monotremata, Tachyglossidae. Gene Ontology annotation, cellular component: nucleoplasm. The record is from RefSeq and is a predicted model, not a curated record. The transcript is spliced from 3 exons.
GGGGUUGGAAAAGAGCGAACCAGGUGCUCCUCGUCUCCCAUCUUCUUCCUGACUCACCUCCUCCCUCCCACCCCCAGGUAGUUCCUGCUCCGGAAAAUGUGGAAUCCCAAUCCAGGCCAGCCAGGGGCCUAUCCCCAAGGAGGGGCAGCUUACCCCCCAAAUCCCGUGUAUCCCAAUCCCAUCCAGCCUCCGCCCACGAACCCCGCCGUCCCGCCAGGCGUCUACCCCCCGCCCCCGGCCCCCGGGAACCCCGUCUAUCCUCCGGGAGCGCCCCCGUAUCCGGGGCAGCAGCCGGGCCCUUUCCCGCCCCCGUAUCCCCUUCCCGUCCCGGGAAUGCCCGGCUAUAACCCCGCGAUGCCCGGGAUGACGGGGCCGGCCGUGGUGACGGACAAGAAGAUGCGGAAGAAGAUGAAGAAGGACCACAAGAAGGCCCGUAAGCAGCACAAACACCAGAAGCACGGGAAGCAUUCCUCCUCCUCCUCCUCCAGCAGCGACUCAGACUGAGGCGGGGCCCGCCGCCCUUCCCCCACCCGCGCGCCUCAGCCCUCAUCCUCGCUCCUGAUUGGCUGCCGGAGGCGCCCAGGCGCCCUCCCAUUGGACGGCUCCCCCCCCCCUCCCCGCGCGGCCGGACCGAACCAUCGACGACCAGGCCCGGGGGGGGGCGGGACAUCCAGACUGCCCCCGGAAAAGGUUUUGAAUCGGAGGGAAAAGGCGAUUUUUUUUUCAUUUUCUUCUUUUUAAAAGCCAUUAGGGGCGGGAUGGCGUCUCGAAAAGGGCGGGAGGCCCGGUGAGGCAGCUCUAGGGAGAAAGGGGCAGUUGGUGGCGCCCGCGAGCCGCAGGACUUCAUUUCCCAGCAGGCUGUGCGACCCGCCGCGGGGCCUGAUGGGAAAUGGAGUCUGGCUAAGUGAGGCAGGGGCCAUUUCAGGCCUGACUUUCUCCUCAGCCCUGAUUCCCGUUGUACCUCACAGCCCUAAAUGUGAUUAUAUACAUAUACAUUCCCCCCCCCCCCAAUAAAUUCGCUUUUGCUGUUC